This is a messenger RNA of Fusarium redolens, 1356 nucleotides long. Its product is annotated as chaperonin 10-like protein. The record is from RefSeq and is a predicted model, not a curated record. The coding region runs from base 143 to 1195 and encodes 350 amino acids. Gene Ontology annotation, molecular function: zinc ion binding; oxidoreductase activity. Lineage: Eukaryota; Fungi; Ascomycota; Sordariomycetes; Hypocreales; Nectriaceae. The transcript has 4 exons.
AGACAUCCCAUGACUACCUUACCCUAACAAUAAUCACAUACAUCCGAAGAAUAAUCAGCAAAUCAUCAAAGUCUUCCCGGAAGUCACAAAAAGCGGUUGCUUAACAACAAGCAAGCCAUUUACGACCCCUCGCCUAGCCGCCAUGAAGUCAGUCGUGUUCAAAGGGGUCAAACAGGUGGCUCUUGAAGAUCGGCCAAAGCCCACUAUUCAAGACCCGACCGACAUCAUUGUGAAGGUCAAGUACACAGCUUUGUGUGGAAGCGAGCUUCAUGUCUUCCGUGGGCACCAACCCUCCGGAACCGGCUUCAUUAUGGGCCACGAAUUCACGGGCGUAGUCGAUGAGAUUGGCUCUGCUGUCACGAAGCUUCAACCUGGCGAUUCUAUCGUAAGUCCUUUCACCGUGAGCUGCGGAGAGUGCUUCUUCUGCAAGCGCGGCUUCUCGUCACGAUGUGACAAAAGUCUCCUUUUUGGUACAGUUCCUCUUGAUGGAGCACAGGCUGAAUACGUGAGAAUUCCCUAUGCUGAAAGCACUGUUGUGAAAGCCCCCAAGGAGAUUGAUGACCUGAAACUCUGCUUGAUGGCUGAUAUCUUUCCAACUGGCUGCUAUGCUGCAUCUAAUGGUCUGAAGGACUUGGGUAAAGAGCAGGUGGAGGAUAGUAUUGUCGUCUUAAUCGGUUGCGGACCAGUGGGUAUCUGUGCGCUUAUUGCCGCGUUAGAGUAUAAGCCUAAGGCCAUUCUGGCAGUUGACGGUAUCGAGUCCAGACUAUUACUUGCCAAGAGUCUUGGAGCCGAGCCAUGGAAUUACCUUACCCAGAAAGAUGAAUUGGAAAAGCGAGUAAAGGAACUGAGUGGCGGUCGCGGCGCUGAUGUGAUCAUUGAAGUGGUUGGACAUAGCUCGGCUCUAGAUAUGGGUUUCAAACUUCUUCGGCCAUGGGGCGUCAUCUCUAGUGUUGGUGUUCAUAAUGGAGAGAUUCCAUGGACUGGGAAUCAGGCUUACGGGAAGAACCUGACUAUCAAGAUGGGCAGAUGUCCCGUUCGGAGUAUCUUCGAAGACUCUUUGAAGCUGCUGGCUAAAAAGCAACAUCUCCUUGACUUCAUGACCGCGACGGUAAUGCCGUUGAGCAAUGCUCUUGAGGGCUAUGAGCUGUUCGACUCGAUGAAGGUUCAAAAGGUCAUCUUCGACGCGGAGAAAUAAGAGGUGUAUCUCGAGGCGUUUCCAAGUAUUGUUCAGUUUGCUAGCUUAGAUAAGCAGGUCUGGGUCAAAGUGUAUUGCUGGUCACCAUGCCAUGACUUGACGUCUAGGGAGUUUAGUUUCACAAAUGACUGCCACCUCAUAAUUGACAACAAUUGCCGCUC